This is a messenger RNA of Owenia fusiformis, 1492 nucleotides long. The record is from the annotation of a GenBank genome assembly. NCBI's taxonomy places the organism in Eukaryota, Metazoa, Annelida, Polychaeta, Sabellida, Oweniidae.
UAUUACACUGCACUAUCAACAGCAUCACCUGCUUUUUAUAAAACACCUCAAGAUUAGCUGCUUACAUAUACCAGUAAAACAAUCAAUCAAUAAUGAAUUAAUAAUUUAAAAUAUUAUCGAGAUUUGUUAAUUUAGGACUUUUGGACACUAUGCCAUGUCUAUCAAUCAGAUAGUUCGGGUUUUAGGAUGUUUGAUGGUUGCAUAUCUGUCAACACAAACAACAGGAGCAUCUACAUUACAAUACGGCGUCAGAGACAAGAGACUCUCUGACUAUUGCCCUAGCUAUUGCGACAAUACGGGCAACUUCGUUGAGGAGGUUACCUGCAUUUCUCCCCCGUACUGUUGCGUUCAACGAUCCGCUGGCGGGUUCGAAGGACUUAAAUGCUGCGAAAAUAGAAUUGACCGAAUAGACUCUUCUUACAGGGAUGGCCAUAAUUGCAAGGAGAAUGGAAGGAACAAAAUAAAACUGAGUCGCAAGAGAAGAGAAACCAAGCCUGUUGGUGAAGUGUGUCCAGCAUUCUGUGUUGAUGGGUCAUGGCAUGAGGCAGUGUACUGCAUGAAGGGUUACUGCUGCGAGGAGACGACUUCCCCAGGACGAUUCUCCCUCAUAUGCUGUUCAAAUAGUAACAGUAGUGUCGUUAACAAAUACAAACAGGGCCACAACUGUAGGAGUGCAGAUAUCUUAAACGGCUAUUGGAGCAGUAUACUUUACUCUGGGAUUGUACUUGGUGGCUUCACUUUGCUACUCUCACUAUGCAUCUACUGUUACCAGUGCUGCAAAGACGGAUUCAAGCUCAAGAGACACAAUCGGCCAAGACCCUCACGGCCUCCGAACAAUAAUUCAACGAACGGUGGAACCGUCGGCAGCAUAUCCAGUUCUGUUCCAGAGAGAGACUCGCCAGACCCACCAUCUCCGCCCAGUUACGACAACAUCAAUAUGACUCCGCCUGGACCAUAUUCAUCCGAGCCAAUUAUGCCCCCGCCUUACAGCACAGAGAAACCACCUCCUUACGUACCAUAGUCUCGAAUCUCAGUAAUUGAUUCAAAUCAGAAAUAAUCACCAUUGCCAUCUAUAGUUGAACAUGUUGCUCAUGCGAUAUGAUUGAUUAUUAAAAAGGAACACUUUUUACGUACUGUAUCGUUCAUGGUUUUAUCUCAUGAACAACAUUAGUACAGUUCAUUGACUCUUUGAUUAAUAAUUUGAACUGCUGGAAUAUGGUCAGUGCAGAUAAAAGGAUGUACUCAUUGUGAAUUCAUGAAAAUAAAUUAUUGUUCUCAUAAUAUUUUUGAUAUAAAAAAGUAACAAUAAAUUAUCUGAUUUUGACAGACUGAACGAAAUGAUUUAUUUAUCUUUACAUAAAGUUACUUAAAUCCAAAUAGUGCUAUUUGUAAUGUUAACUCUUUGUAAAGUCAAAAUGCAUCAAUGGUGUAGGCCGAGCAUUGGUUGCCUUCCAAGCAGUGGGUCCGGGCUCGAUUCCUCGCUGAUGCAGCA